Molecule: messenger RNA, 1896 nt
Organism: Epinephelus fuscoguttatus (brown-marbled grouper)
Lineage: Eukaryota; Metazoa; Chordata; Actinopteri; Perciformes; Serranidae
Gene: ogfod1
Product: 2-oxoglutarate and iron-dependent oxygenase domain containing 1
Exons: 14
Coding region: 103-1881 (592 amino acids)
Biological process (GO): regulation of translational termination; peptidyl-proline hydroxylation
Cellular component (GO): cytoplasm
Molecular function (GO): iron ion binding; peptidyl-proline dioxygenase activity; L-ascorbic acid binding
Source: RefSeq, a predicted model, not a curated record
GCACGAGUCGUGCUUCAUACUCACGCACGUCAGUAGUGUGGAAGUUGUCAGAGCUGUUUAUAACCUACAUGUCUGUCUGGUUUCACACCGGAUAGUUUAGUAAUGGCGUCUAAACGCCGGCCGGGUGAGAGCGUGAAGACAGAGCAGAAGAAGAAGAAGACGAAGAGCUGUGAGGAGACAGCUGAACUUUGUCCGGUGCUGGGAGACGAGCAGGUGAAGAGGACCGUGAAGGAGGCGUGGAGACAGAGGACUGACUGCGCCCACGGGGAUCUGGAGUUGGACUUCCACCCCUUCCCUCACUGCAUCAUCAGGAACUUCCUCAGCAGCGAGACCUUUGUGGAGAACCUGCAGAAAGAACUGCUGGAGCUUAACUUCCACGAGAAGUCAAACGAUCUGUACAAAUUCAAACAGUCGGAUGACCUGAAGAAGAGAACAGAGCCACAUAUCGCAGGACUGAGGGCAGCACUGUUCGGGCAUUUCGGCUCCUGGCUCGGGGAUGUGUUGGGGGUUGAACUGGAGCCCACAGUGGAUAUUUCUUGUGCCAAAUAUGAGUACACAGAUGUUCUUUUGUGUCAUGAUGAUGAAUUGGAGGGGAGGCGCGUUGCUUUCAUUCUGUAUCUCGUGCCUCCGUGGCAGAGCAGUGAUGGAGGAACCCUCGAUCUCUACACAACAGACAGUAAUUUCCAACCGCAGAGCAUAGUGAAGUCGCUCGUUCCUUCUUUGAACACACUCGUUCUCUUUGAAGUGUCUCCGGUCUCCUUUCACCAGGUGUCAGAGAUUUUGACGCAGGACAAGUGUCGUCUGUCUCUGAGCGGCUGGUUUCACGGGCCAUCUUUGGAGCGUCCUCCUCGCCACAUAGAGGCCCCCAUCCCACGGAGCCCACACUUACCCAGAGAUGAAACAUUGCUGCUGGAGUGGGUCAAUCCAGUGUACCUGGACAUAUCCUACCAAGAGCAGAUUCAGGAGGAGUUUGAGGAGAGCUCUGAAAUUCAGCUCAAAGAUUUUCUCAAGGAGGAGAAGUUCAGGGAGGUGAGUGAAGCACUGAGACUCACUCAGAUUGAGUGGACGAAGAGAGGUCCGCCUAAUAAAAGUAAUAUUCAGGUGGAUUAUGAUGAAAAUGAGGAGGAUGUAAUGGAGGAUGAGGACUGCACACAGACAGACAGCGAGAGUGACAGUGUGGAGACAGAGAGGGAGGACAGUUCGGCCCCUACAGGAAGCUGCGGUGCCAAAUGUAAGACACAGGAAGAGAGUGGCGACAACCAGGCAGGUACUGCCAGUGCAGAGAUAUGCUAUGAAGUGGCCUCUCUGGAAACCUUCCCAGAGUGUGUGAGUGCAUGUUGGGAGCUGCUUCGAUCAGAGGCGUUCUUCCUCCUUCUGUCCAACUUCACCGGCCUUCGAUUGCAUUUCCUGUGUCCCGCUGAUGACGACGACGACGAUGAGAAUAAAGAUGAAGAGAAAGACAACGUACAGGAGGGAGAAGCCACUGGGUCUUCGACUGAAUCCCCAUCAGCAAACACGAGCAGAGAGAAAGAACUGAGCACGCCCGUGUGUUGUGGUGAACUGCGCCGAUGGUCUCAUGGCAGCUACACUCUGUUGCAUGAUGCAGAAGCAGCGCAGGCGGACUACGCUCUGGACCUCGUUUUACCUUUUUGUGGUGCAGACUGGCAGUCAGAGUUUGGGGGCUUCACGUGUUAUGUUGCCAAUGAAGAGGAUGAGGAGCUCCUGACAGUGUAUCCAGAAGAUAAUUCCCUCGCUCUUGUCUACAGAGACAAAGAAACCCUCAAAUUUGUCAAACAUGUCAACCACAAAAGCUCCUCUGGUUCUGCUAACGGCUCUACCUGCAGAGCAUUUCAUGACUUCUCUUUUGUGUAUUAUGAAUAAAUAAAUAUGUAUAUA